Miscanthus lutarioriparius is the source of this 1788-nucleotide messenger RNA. The record is from the annotation of a GenBank genome assembly. NCBI's taxonomy places the organism in Eukaryota, Viridiplantae, Streptophyta, Magnoliopsida, Poales, Poaceae.
AUGGAGGGGGACGAGCAAGCGGAGGCGGCGCGCCGCGCCAAGGAGGCCGGCAACGACGCCUACCUCAAGUCCUCGCUCGAGGCGGCCGCGGAGCACUACACCCUCGGCACCAGGGACAUCACCUUCCUCACCAACCGCGCCGCCGCCUACUUCCGCGUUGGCAAGGUCUCUCCGUACGAGGAGUGCGUGAGGGACUGCGACGAGGCCGUGAACCGCGGCAGGGAGCUCAGCUCCGGCAGCGAGCUCAUCGCGAAGGCGCUGUUUCAGAAGGCGUCGGCGCUGCUCGAGCUCGCGUGCUGCGCCGCGGAUUACACGCCGGCGAUAAGGGCCCUCAAGCUGUCGCUGGCCGAAAAUUACAGCGAGGAGACGCUCGAGAAGCUCAACGAGGCGGAGAGCGUGAGGAAGGAGGUUGAGGAACAGGAGCGCUUGGAUCAGGAGGCCGCCAACCAAUACCGCGAGAAAGGCAAUGAAUUUUUCAGGCAGAAGAAAUACCAUGAAGCAGCAAUACACUACACACGAGCUACGAAAAUGAACCCAAAGGAUCCAAGAGCAUUUAGCAACAGAGCUCAAUGCCACAUCCAUCUGGGAGCCUUUCCUCAAGGUCUUGAGGAUGCAGAGAAAUGUAUUGAACUAGAUCCAAAUUUUCUAAAGGGCUAUAUGCGUAAAGCUAAAGUCCAGUUCCUGAUGGAAAGUUAUGAAAAUGCUUUGGCAACUUACCUAGAGGGCUUGAAGUGUGACCCAAAUAAUCUGGAGGUUCUUGAUGGCUUAAGAAGAUGUACAGCAUGCAUUAAGGGGUCUAAUGCAGGUGAUGUUGAGCUUGAGGAUUUGAAAUAUGUUGACAUUGAGGAACUGAAAUAUUUCUCGGGUGAUGGUCCAAACACUGGACACCAGCAGAGGAGCAAUGGGGUGUCUGCCAGCAGAGUGGUGACUUCUCGGUGUCAAUGCAACACCAAGGACAUCGACGAGUCAUCCGCCGAGAGGCUGUAUGACGCGAUGAGCUACGCCAUGGCCAACAUGAUGCUGAUCCAGGUCCCAGUGCUAGGAACAACGAAGGAAUUCUAUCGAUUAUCUGACAAAGCGACUAGGAUCAGCAGAAAACUUGCAUUGAUACUGAGGAGCCACCACUCAGUUGGCAAGUAUCUCGCUGCUCCUCUGCAGGUGUCCAACAUCUGGAUUGGGAGCAAUGGCAGUGUCAAGCUAAGGGGGGUCAGUUUCACUGGUAAAGGUUUCAGCAUUGAGCAUGUGAGAGAUGACUACAAACGCUUGUCCGGGAUCCUGACAGCGUUAAUUACUAUCUCGGAUGGGGAUAGCACCAAAUUGCCUCCGGACUACGCAGAAUUCCUCCUGCUCUUGGAAUCGGACACCCUCACAAUGAAAGAUGAAUUCUUGAUUGUAAACAAUGCUGCACUGUUGCCCAUAAAAAACCGCACUGAGGUCUUCCUGAUGCUACACGAUAGAAUUGUCGAUUAUCUUGGGUGUACAGACAAAAAGAAGAAGAGAAGGAUACUCUCUAGUCUCCCCUAUAAGGAAGACUGGUUGGAUACUGCCAAGGCAAAUACAAAAAUCAACCAGUGGGUUGUCAAUGUUCAAAACGAGUACAGAAUGACUCCACAUGAUUUACUGCGUCUCAACAGAAAUGUAAGAAGCCACUUGCAUCGGUACAACGACGGCGACGACAUUGAGGAAGUUCUAUAUUGUGAAUGGCCCGAGCUGCUCAUGGUCAUGCAGAAGAUGUUGCAUUUGGAAGGUGAGCUCGAAGGCACUGACAUUCAGAACAAGUUCGGGUAG